Candidula unifasciata is the source of this 786-nucleotide messenger RNA. The record is from the annotation of a GenBank genome assembly. Lineage: Eukaryota; Metazoa; Mollusca; Gastropoda; Stylommatophora; Geomitridae.
AUGGAAACAUUUGCACCUGUGUUUGUGGAAUCGUAUGAUCCCCUCAAGGCAGGAAGCAUUGAUGGAACAGAUGAACUUCCCCAUGACAGAGCAGUCUCCAGGGCAUGCGCAGCAAAAUAUAAGCCAAAUAAAUUUGUCAGGGGUGAUAAAAAAUGCACAGUAUUUAUCGGACAUCUAAGUCCCAAUACCACCGAACAAAUGAUCACAAAAUCUUUCAAGGAGUUUGGUCAGAUUAAUUUUGUGCGAGUGGUCAGAGAUAUUGUUACUGGUUCUUCAAAGUGUUACGCGUUUGUUGAAUUUCAAGAUUCAUAUGAUGCUCGAAGUGCUGUUAAUAAUGGACAUAAAAUGGUUGUAGAUGGCCAUGAAGUUCUUGUAGAACAUGAGAAAGAACGAACUCUUAAAGGGUGGAUACCAAGGCGACUUGGAGGGGGCCUUGGGGGAAAACGAGAAUCUGGUCAACUCAGAUUUGGAGGAAAAGAUAGACCAUUUCGAAGACCUAUUUUCAGAUCAGAUACAGACAGGCCAAAACCUAAUAUAAACAGUACUGAUGCACGACCGAGAAGUAGAAGUGCUACCAGAGAACCCAUCAGACGUACGGAGAGACACAGAAGUAGAGAUUUCAGCAGAGGCCGAGGAAGACAGAGAAGUAGAGAUCGUAGCAGAAAUAGAGACAGACAGAAAAGUAGAGAUCGCAGCAUAAGUCGGGAAAGACUCAAAAGUAGAGAUAGAGAUCACAGUAAAAGCAGAGAAAGACACAGGAGUAGAGAUCGAUACAGAAGAAAAUGA